Polypterus senegalus (gray bichir) is the source of this 830-nucleotide messenger RNA. RefSeq names its product myb-like protein X. The record is from RefSeq and is a predicted model, not a curated record. The coding region runs from base 1 to 519 and encodes 172 amino acids. The transcript is spliced from 7 exons. NCBI's taxonomy places the organism in Eukaryota, Metazoa, Chordata, Cladistia, Polypteriformes, Polypteridae.
AUGAGAUACGAAAAGAUCGAGAAGAAACCACAAGAUAAAGACUCUGAAGACAGGGAGACAAAACAACAACAAGAUUCAGAAGUUCCAUCUCAGCCUGCCUCCCAUAGUGGUCUGACAAACCAAAUGAACCCGGCAACCAAAAGUGAACAGAAUGGCCAGGGCCAGAGCACUGGUAGCGAGAAUGACACAGCCGGUGAAAGGAGCAAAUCUCUGAGUGACACAACUUUGUAUGUUCAAAACAACACGAGUGAACAGCCUUCAAAUGAUCUAAAAGUACAAACCAAUGCAGAGGAAUUCCAGAAGGCAGACAAGGAGACUAAACAGAAAGAUGAUGAUGUUCCCCAUCUUAAGAAUUCACCAGAGACAGAAGUUAAGGAAUGUAAUGAUCUAUUCAAGUCUGCUCAUAAUCUCAUUGAUAAGCUGUUACAAAGGACGAAGAGUGCAAAAGAGCCUGAAGAACCAGGUUUCAGUGGAGAGUUUCCAAGAAUCCUUUACAUUUCAGUACAGAGAUCUGUGUAGUUUACAGAAGUUACUGAAUGAGAUUGAGAAGAAACAACAAGUCAUGAAGAAGGAGACAAGGUCCAGACCUUUGGAGUUGGAUUCCUCGUUCCAUUUUGCCCUCUCCUAAAGUUUUAGUUAUUGAAGUUGUUUCCUCGGUCAAAACCAGUAAAACAGGGUGAUGUUCUUAAAUGAACUUACCAAAAACUGAAGAAUCAAAAAUUACAAUAGAAGACCCAGCUUGACAAUGAGUCUAGACAUUUGGUUCUACUCUUUUUGUCCAGUGGUCUCAAGAAUUGGAACUGACAUUGCUGUGGCACUAAAGGAAGUUU